AUGGCACAGUCGAAUGUAAGCUUGCACAACAACUACAGUGAAACUUCCACUUUAAUAACCACCAUUCAAGAAGAACCUAAUCAUCGGACAUAUUUGAUAUCUCGCACACGGUGUAAAGAAAAAGUGGUUCUUUUGAUCCUGGUGUUUACUGCGCCCGCUAACUUUAACAGAAGAACAAUUAUUCGGAAAACCUGGGCAACUGAUCCAUCAGUCAAAGUACGAUGGAGGAGCGUCUUUCUACUUGGCCAUGUUGCGGGCAACUAUAUUUUAAAUACAAAACUUGAAGCCGAAGGAAUGAUGUACGGGGAUCUGAUUCGAGGAUCUUAUAACGAGCAUUAUAAGAAUCUCACUUUCAAGACACAAAUGGGGUUAGAAUGGGCUGCAAAAUACUGCGCCGAUUUUCAAUUUCUCCUCAAGGCAGAUGACGACGUCUUUAUCAAUCCCUAUGCUCUAAUAGAUCACCUAAGAAUACCCGAUACACCGAAAACGAACCUCUACACUGGACGUUGUCGUUUUAGCUCUGGGGUAGCUCGCGGUGGAAAGAAUGGAGUCACUUGGGAAGAGUACAACAAGACCAGAUAUCCUCCAUUUUGCACUGGACCGGCGUAUGUGUUAUCUUCAGAUGUGGUUUAUCAGUUGGUGGAAAUGUUCGAUGUAAAAAAGCCUUUUAAAAACGAAGACGUCUAUAUAGGAAUGUUGGUGGAGAAAAUAGGGGGAGUACGAGUCAUGGGUCAUCGAGGGUUUCGUUACGGGCAAUGCAAGCACAUUCCAGGUACCUUUUCCCUUCAUAGAGCACCAACAAUAGAGUGCGUCGAGGAACUGUUUCAAGAAGCAAUGUCAGAAAGAAAAGAAUACGAACUAGCACAACUACGGAGUGCGAGAAUACUGUCCUACAAUGGUACUAACACUAGCCGAGUGUAAAUGUCUUUGCUACAAUAGUCUGUGAGGUAAUAGUUUGUGAGAAGGACGCUUCAUGGUCAGUGUCAUAGGGUUUGCUCAGGUUAAAGCCAUAUUCACAAACACAGCCUGGAACUCAUGGAUUUUCGGGAACAUUGUAAAAAACACAUAAAUCUAUCGCUCUAUAGCUACAAUUCAGCCGCAUUUCGCCAAAAAAGGGGAUACAAAAAAACGUUUCAAUGUGAAAGUAACGGUGUUGGCUAGUGUAACUAAAAGAUGUUACUCGGGCUAUAACUGAGUUUCAAUUAAACUUUUAUAGAGAAUAAAAUUACUUGAGUCCAAUGACAUUAUAGUGAAAUUAAAACCAGAGAAAGGGUUCAGACCCUCAAAAAGGGGCUGCCCUCAAUAAUAUGGUCUACGUUUGGACCGAUGAGGCAAAACAUUCCUCCGUAUGCUGGAUGUUUGUUACGUGAACCUAGUUUAGACUCUUGUAGCUCAGUGGUAGAGCAUCUGCCGAUUGUGGACAAUUAACCAGAAGGUCAAAGGUUAGACUCCGAAUGAGAGAACUCGGAUUUUUCCCUUGCAGCCGCCUGAGUCACUGACUAAAACAAACACCUUUGUCAUGUAUUAACCAAGCUUAAAAUUCCCAUCACACAACGCAUAAGCACAUUUCGACAUUCAAGUCGUAGCAGUAUGUAGGAUCUUUGUCACGUGAAACUGGUUUAGAGGCCUUAGUUCCCACGAGUCUCCUGUAGCUCAGUGGUAGAGCAUCUGGACUAGUAAGCAAAAUGUCAAAGGUCCAACUCCUGUUGAGACAACUGGGGUUUUUCCUUGUAGCCACCUGAGUCACCGACUGAAACAAACAUCUUUGUCUAGUAUUCUCCUUGGCUUAAAAUUCACCAUCACAUUUCUGUCGUUACGCAUAAGCACAUUCCAGUGGUAGCAGUAUGUAGGAUUUUUUCCCACGUGAACCUGGUUUAGAGGCCUUACCUCCCACGAGUCUCCUGUGGCUCAGUGGUACAGCAUCUGGACUAGUAAGCAAAAUGUCACAGGUUCGACCCCUGUUGAGACUAGGCGGGCUUUUCCCUUGUACCCGCCUAAGUCACUGACUAAAACAAAGAUCUGAGGCUUAAAAUGACCAUCACAUUUCUACCAGUGCACAUAAGCACAUAUCGAUAUUCAAGUCGUAACAGUAUGCAGGAUGUUUGUCACAUGAACCUGGUUUAGCGGCCUUAGCUCCCAAGAGUCUCCUGUAGCUCAGUGGCAGAGCAUCUGGACUAGUAAUCAGGUCAGAGGUUCGACUCUUGUCGGGAGUACUCUGAUUUUUUCUUCCAAGCCGCCUGUGUUACUGACUAAAACAAACAUCUUUUUCAUGUAUUCACCAGCCUUAACAUUUCCCCAUUACAAUUAUAUAAAUUAAUUUACAGUGUUCAAGACGCGGGCUUGUUAAGCUGAUAAGGUACACCACUUUCUGCCAUUCGGAUUCAAGUUUUGAAUACUUUAUUAGCCUGUUUUGCGUUGUGGAGCAGUUAAGUGGACUUAACUUUCAAACAGAAAGCUAAAGCGCUAUUAAGCAGACACCCUGUAUUAAGUAGACUCAAGAACUUUAGAAGUCCCAGACGUAUUGACGCAUCUUUUUUUCUAUAAGCGAAAUCCAUCACGGGAAACACUGUAUUAUUAAAGCGGGCACAUGAGCUUUAGCACGUCCUUGACUCAUCGACGCAAGGCGACCUUUUUUUAGGAUGCGGCAAUCAUUUCGUGUGUGGUUUGCCAUGUCCUCGCCUAACUUUUUAACGUCUGAGCUAAGGGAAGCAUGCUUCCAAACACUGUUGUUUUGAACAUCAAACUGAUGACCCAUUAAUAGAAUAACUUUAGGUCAGUUAGUAAACUCACUUAUUAAGUGCUUGUAGUGGAUCCAGGGAUUUCAAGGGUCUUGCGAUAGUGCAACGUCUGGUAUAUAACACAGCGCACGAUUUUACACCCUCUCAGUUUUGUUUGGUAGCUGUAGAGAAAAAGUAGAGUGCCACACGGGACAGCAGUACUCGAGGACAGACCCAAUAAGCGCGAAGUGGAUUCCCAGCUGUGUAGAACGUGGUACGCAGCUGCGUUUCAGGGCAAGCGUCGAGUAACUGUUUCAAGAAGCAAUGUCAGAGAGAAAGGAAUACGAACUAGCACAACUAGGGAGUGCGAGAAUGCUAUCCUAUAAUGUUACUAACACUAGCCAAGUGAAUGAACAUAAUCAAAUUUCUUAAGUAGAGUUUCUUUCCAUUUGCUUCACGAAGGCUUGGCUGUUUAGGGUGGUUAUAAAUGAAGGAUAGACAACCUUCAUUUAUAACCUCUUUGGGUGGUUGUCAAAUUAGAGAACAAUGACUUGCACUGAGAUAUAGUAAAACAGUGAUGGUUUGUUGAGAAGAGAAGCUUGGAGCGCAACUGGAAACACUAAGGGAUCAAAGUCGUCAUCAUCAUCUCUUGGCCGAUAGGGCAAAAUAUUCCACCGUUUCUAUUGAGGUAUAAUUAUUCGUCUAACGUCAAGGGAAAGAAAAAAUAAUCACGGUUCAGUAGUGUGUGUAAAUCAGGCGACUGUAUUCUUAAUUAAGCUCUACCUUCCGACAUCCGCACGAGCUACGCGCGGGUAACACAGAUGGAAGGUUACCAGAAUUAAUAUAAUGAUCACCAAAGGGAAAAUAGUUCCAAUUUUUUAUUAAAUUCUCCCAACUAAUUCUUUGAAAAACUGUGCGCGGAUCAGUCGUGAGAAUUUGUAAAACCAUAUUAUGGAUUAAAGAGAUAAAGAACAGUUGCGAAAAAAGCUUGGCAAAAAUUCAGCAGCUUUAAUUAAUACUAAAAACUAUCGUUAACACAAAAUUGAAUUGAUGCUUAUUAAUGACGGAUUCAAUAAACAUACGAGUACCUUGUUUAGUGUGCAAAACAAGACACUAUACAGCAUUAUUAAUUUUAAUCUCUUUUUUCAGGUUUUUUUUAGCAAGUGCACAACGCGCAAACAACAGAAAAUAAAGAGUGUGUGAUUAAAAACGUUCUGGUAAACACUGGACAAAAAUCAUAAUGAACGACUUUACAUUUGUUUCUCCGAUUACUGAAAUGAAAUCAUAACUGUCAAAAUUCCAUAUAAGCCUUGCUUAGUUGCUAUGGCCUUGACAGGUGAAUGGGAUAAAUGUUUACCAGGAUUGAAUUAAGUGUAUAAAAGACGGAAAGCACCCAAAUUAACUUAAAAUUGUUCAGUAUUGCCACAACAUGCUGCGGAAAACAACCAAAACUUCAACGAUAAUUCCCGGUUGAAAAAAACAGUAUCAACUAAUUUUCAAAAAUUAGUUCCUACAAACACAAACACCUACCAUUCACAAAAUUUAACUCACGUCCAAAUUAACUAAAAAAGGGGAACCGUAAGUGUAGGUCCAUAAGAAGGGCUCAGCCUAGUCCCCUAGCAUUCUUGUUUCGGUCCAGCCUGGACAUCAAUCUCGUCAGGCAAAAAGACACUGGGGAAGAGGUUGACCUGGACCCCUCUGUGAGCCGCGAUGUCACCAAGAGAGACUUAAGCCCUAUUCACACCAGCAACUGAAAACAUGUUUCUUUAAACCAGGUUAAACAAGGUGGAAAUGAGUCGCGGAAACCGAACAUAGAGGGCAUAGAAGUGCUUUCUCCAGUUGACAAGAUUAAAAUGUGUAGUUCGAAAAAAUAUCUACCUCCGUCGCCCCCCACACGGAGGUCAGUCUUGCUUCAGGGCCCCCACCCCCCCUGGAAUUUUCAUUCCAGGGGGUGCUUUUCAUACCCCCCAUCCCCUGGGAUUUCCGUAAUUUUUCAACUUGAUUACACCCCCAGGAGAGUUGUUACAUUAUAUUGUUGUGCGAAAGUCAAUUAAUUUUUCUGCCAUAAAAUGAGACAAAAUAUUUUCAUUCAUGUUAAUACGGUGUCUAAUAAUCGCAAGGACGUUCUUAGCUAGCUUUACAUACUGAUCGCUUGGUAUCUUACGUCACAUUUCUUAGUGUUGCGUUUGUUAUCGAAUAUAUGCCCGUAUGACUUACAAAGACGAACCUCACAACUACGAUUACUUUAGCCUAGGAAAAGGAUUCGUUGGUAUUUGUUAAUGUUUAUAACGGAGCACCAUGGGUAAGAAAAUGUGGUAAUCUACCCAUCCGAGAAAAUUUGGUAAUCACGUGACCGUACGCUCGACUGUCCGUCCGCACCACAGGCAUACCAAUGUAAAAUAACUCAAUCAACAGGUAUGGCAACCCAAAUGCAACUCGAGGUUAUUUGGGCGGGAAAUCGCAUAGCCAGCCGCUUCUUGUAAAGCAGAGGCAGCUAAAGAGUCAAUAGAGAAGAAACCGGAAAGCGGAAAAUGUUUCUGUAUCCAUGUUUUUUUAAGUAUUACGCUUAGAUUAAUUGUCAUGUCCACAAAUUUGGAAUAUAGAGCAAGAGAAAGACAGAGAGUCGAAGUCGCGCAAAACAUAGUUAAUUGAGUGGAAUGGUUAUGAAACCCGUCAGACUCCUUUGUUAUAUGUUUUUGUGGACCUGAAAGUGCACAACGUUCAAAAGAAUUCCUAUCAUUUUGAUUGUAUUGACCAAUAAAAACGUUGCAUUAAUUUAUUCCAUAACAAUUUGCCAACACAAAACAAAGGAUUGUGCACUUUCACGGUACUUCCAACAUAAACUGCAGCAUUGUUGUUCUUAUCAUUGAUGUUUGCCGCUUUUCAUAACCAGUCUCUUCUAAUAACUAUGUGCAAAACAACAGCAAAGAAAUGUACAAAAAAAGUGUGCUGCACGUGCAAAGUUGCUUUUUUGCUAAUUAGACCUACUGUUGUUUUUUCACCGUUCUCCGGCGUUGCCUUCGCCGCUUAGCAUUACACGAAUUUAUAUUUUGUUUGAACAAACUAUAAAUAUUAUCGAGAGCUUCGCUUUUAGCCCCGCCUAAAUCUAUAUAUUACAGGAAAAGAAUGGAAUAAAGCGAUUCAUAAUGGCCCGACUUUGCCUCUCGUCCUGACAUAGUACUGUCACGCGAGUCAAAACUCAAAGAUGGCGGCUGAAGUCUUUCCGCGAAUGACUUCAUAAAUUAAAAAUUCGAGGUGGCGCCCAGACUUAUUAUAGCGUAUAUAGUUUGCUCGUUUCUAUUGUACCAUGACAACCCUCUAAGGUUAUGUUGACAUCUGAGCAAAAUGUAUGAUCCAAUAGCAUCAAUUAAACUCGACAGAACGUAAAACAAAAACGGUCAUUGAUUUUUUUUUCCUGCAUAAAAACACACUCUGUGUCGUUACCACAAAUUGAAUUGCAAGGAUACAGUCGCAUAAAUCAAGAUCCAUUAAUCCUCCUGUUGUUUUGUUUUUGCUAACUGACAAUUGUAGGUUACGUCGUGAGCGUUGAUAUUCUGGCGACGUGUUUUAAGUUGGCUGAACACAGUUUUGGCAGUUUGUGAGUAUAUGUCAUUUGCCAAAUCAUGGCAAGAGAAAGGUUGCAGCUCACAAGCUGAAACUUGGCAAGUGAAAAAUAUACUGAUGAAAGAUUCUGAUUGACAGGUAAAAUAUGACGUUUUCAUAGUUUCCAUGGCAACAUGAACAAUUGAAUACAACCUUAAUUUUUCACUUUUGCUCAAUUUACAUAAAAUUCGCUCAUUAGAUUUUCCUAUAAACGUGCACACAGCUUCCUAUAAUUAAUCAUUACCAUUUAAAACUUAUUUGACCAAUUUUUAACAGACAGGUUUUUAGAUAAUCAGUGCUAUAAUUGUACAGUAAUUAUUAAAUGCGUCACCAAAUUCGUCUGUUCAACUUCCAUUUUAAAGUUCCCAUUAUUCAAAAUACGAUAAAAGUAACAAUUCUGCCAAAUAUCACAAAAUUUUGAUGAGUACAUUUUGAGAAAUCGUCGUCUGUGUACCAUUGCUUUUUUCGCCGCCAUGUUUGUUUUAAAACACGCGCAGUCACGCGAGUCACCGCUGACCGCCCGCAAAACUGUAUUCAGCCACCUUAAACUGUUUACAGCACACCGCGCGAGCUAAUCUAAAUACAAGUACAACAGUGCAAGUGCGAUUAAAUUACUCAGGAGGUAUCCUUUGCAUCUAAACAGAAUGAAAUCUUCCAGCAGUUCAGUAACAAAAUCACACCUUUUCUUCGCCUUAAGGAUAGGAACCAUAGUGACAGUGUCGAUUACUAUCUACGUUUCUUACAUUUUCACCACUCAUUCAAAAGGUUUUUUCCAUAUAACUCGCAUUAGCAUGGGACAACAAAACAUGACUGAAGAUACCAGCGACAACGAAACAUCCACUUUUAUAACGACAAUUCCAGAAGAACUUCCUCAUCGUACAUAUUUGAUAUCUCGCACACGCUGCAAAGGAAAAGUGUUUCUUUUGAUUUUGGUGUUUUCAGCGCCCGCUAACUUUGACAAAAGAACAAUUAUUCGGAAAACCUGGGCAACUGAUCCAUCACUCAAAAUACGGUGGAGGAGCGUCUUUCCUCUCGGUCAAGCUGCGGGCGACAAUAUUCUAAAUAUAAAACUUGAAGCCGAAGGAAAGAUGUACGGGGAUCUGAUUCGAGGAUCUUAUAACGAGCAUUAUCAGAAUCUCACUUUCAAGACACAAAUGGGGUUAGAAUGGGCUGCAAAAUACUGCGCCGAUUUUCAAUUUCUCCUCAAGGCAGAUGACGACGUCUUUAUCAAUCCCUAUGCUCUGAUAGAUCACCUAAGAAUACCCGAUACACCGAAAACGAAUCUCUACACUGGAAGUUGUCGUUUUGGCUCUGGGGUAUUUCGCGCUGGAAAAAAUGGAGUGACUUGGAAAGAGUACAACAAGACCACAUAUCCCCCAUUCUGCAGUGGACCGGCGUAUGUGUUAUCUUCAGAUGUGGUUUAUAAGUUGGUGGAAAUGUUCGAUGUAAAAAAGCCUUUUAAAAACGAAGACGUCUAUAUAGGAAUGUUGGUGGAGAAAAUAGGGGGAGUACGAGUCAUGGUUCAUCGAGGGUUUCGUUACGGGCAAUGCAAGCACAUUCCAGGUACCUUUUCCCUUCACAGAGCGCCAACAAUAGGGUGCGUCGAAGAACUGUUUCAAGAAGCAAUGACAGAAAGAAAAGAAUACGAACUAGCACAACUACAGAGUGCAAGAAUGCUAUCCUACAAUGUUAAUAACACUAGCCAAGUGAAUGAACAGAAUCAAAUUUCUUAAGUAGAGUUUCUUUCCAUUUGCUUCACGAAGGCUUGGCUGUUUGGGGUGGGUAUAAAUGAAGAAUAGGCAACCUUCAUUUAUAACCUCUUUGGGUGGUUGUCAAAUUAGAGAACAAUGACUUGCACUGAGAUAUAGUAAAACAGUGAUGGUUUGUUGAGAAGAGAAGCUUGGAGCGCAACUGGAAACACCAAGGGAUCAAACUCGUCAUCAUCAUCUCUUGGCCGAUAAGGCAAAAUAUUCCACCGUUUCUACUGAGGUAUAAUUAUUCGUCUAACGUCAAGGGAAAGAAAAAAUAAUCAAUUCAGUAGUGUGUGUAAAUCAGGCGACUGUAUUCAUAAGCUCUACUUUCCGACAUCCGCCCGAGCUACGCGCAGGAAACACAGCUGGAAGGUUACCAGAAUUAAUAUAAUGAUCACCAAAGGGAAAAUAGUUACAAUUUUUUAUUAAAUUGUCCUAACUAAUUCUUUGAAAAACUGUGCGGGGAUCAGUCGUGACAAUUUGUAAAAGCAUAUAAUCGAUUAAAGAGAUAAAGAACAGUUGCGAAAAAAGCUUGGCUAAAAUUCAGCAGCUUUAAUUAAUAUUAAAAACUAUCGUUAACACAAAAUUGAAUUGAUACUUAUUAAUGACGAGUUCAAUAAACAUACGAGUACCUUGUUUAGCGUGCAAAACAAGACACUAUACAGCAUUAUUAAUUUUAAUCUCUUUUUUCAGGUUUUUUUUAGCAAGUGCACAACGCGCAAACAACAGAAAAUAAAGAGUGUGUGAUUAAAAACGUUCUGGUAAACACCGGACAAAAAUCAUAAUGAACGACUUUACAUUUGUUUCUCCGAUUACUGAAAUGAAACCAUAACUGUCAUGAAUUCCAUAUAAGCCUUGCUUAGUUGCUAUAGCCUUGACAGCUGAAUGGGAUAAAUGUUUACCAGGAAUGAAUUAAGUGUAUAAAAGACAGCAAGCACACUUAUGAACAGAAAUAUAAUGUAAAUCGUGUCAAUCGGUGCUGCCAAGUACUAAAAGUCGCAGUAAUAAAACUUUUCGAACCGUUUGAAGUUCGGAUAGUGUGUUUUUUCGGGCGGGACGAAAAUAAAUUGCGAUCCUUUCUUCAAAUUCGUGGCAUAAAUUAGACGCAAAGUUGAACGAGUCCAAGCAACAAAAAACGGACAUAUUUUCAGUCGAUUUGGGCCUGGAUAUAGCUUUAUUCUAUUGAAACAGAGGAAGCAAUGGAGGAAAGAUGAAACCAAAGAAACUGAAACUGUUAAUUCCAGGGUUCGUACCCUCUUUUAACAAAACAUUCAAGGACAUUUAAAGGACUUUCAAGGACACAUUUCGCAUUUUUCUAGGACUACAUUCAGUGCAAAAAAGAGCCUUGAGUCUAUGUCUUUUUUUAGUUCUUCCACAUCAGGAGAAUUUUAUCCCGAAGGUCUUUCUGUUUGCUCCUUUUUCUUUGCAGUUCUCAUUAAUCUACUAAGGUAGCAUGGCAAUUUUCAUGGACUUUCAAGGCCUUGAAUUUUUAUUUCAAAAUUCAAGGACUUUCAAGGAUUUUUAAAGUGCGUAAGAACCCUGCAUUUUGAAUCCGUGAAAGGUUCCGGCAAUUCUACUUUUUUACAAAAAGAUCAACUCUGCUACUUGAAAAGAGCACAAAAAUUAACUUUCUGCAUUCAUUUUUCAUAGAACAAAAUGCAAAAUUGUUACCCUUUUUGUUAAUGCUAGUCGAUUAGGUGAAAAGUUAAAAAAAGGUACCUUUUUAGAAAUAAAAGGCGGGUAUUUUAAGCUUUCGAGUGAAAAUAUUUUGACGUCAAUAUUGUCAACUUUUCAUCCAUUUCUCACUUUACCAAACGAUGAUUUAAAGCGCGAAAAAGGUACCUUUUUGUCGCCUUCAAGCGAUCUCAUCAAAGGCACAAAAAGGUACCUUUUUUGCAGUUGAAAGCGAUGCUCUCAAAAGCGCGAAAAAGGUACCUUUUUGUCGCCUUCAAGCGAUCUCAUCAAAGGCACAAAAAGGUACCUUUUUUGCAGUUGGAAGUGAUGUUGUUAAAAAGUGCGAAAAAGGUACCUUUUUGAAAAUAUAAAAUAGUGUUUUCAAGCUUUUGGGAAGCCAUUAAAAAUCCUACUGAUUGACAUAUGUCAUCCGUUGGCACCUCUUGAGCUUCAAUGAACAAUGCACAGACUUAUUUUUAGGGGAUUCUAGGUGAUCCUGUUAAAAUUGAAAUGAUCUACAAGGGGAAUCAGCGGAGCAAGAAAUUUUAGUUCGCUUCAAAAGCGAGAAACUAGAAGAAAUCCGAAAAUACUAGCCACCAGCCAAAUGGAUACUAGAUCAGGGUUGUCACUAAGGGCCGGGGGCCGGGGAUUUCCCCCGGCUACUCAGAGCAUGGCCCCCGGCUACUUUCGUCGUUAAAUUAAACCAAAACAGCACACCUUUGAAACACACAAAGACUAUCCAUCAAACUAAAUGCGAGUUUCAUCUGCAGCAGGUUUGAGUAAUUCUGAAAUACUCGCGUGCAAAAACUAAGAAACGUCGGAAAAAGACAUCUGACUUAGAUUUGGUACUAGUACACACGCGCGAAAACUCUCCGUUCGCGAAAUGUCAAUAGGGAGUUUUAGCAACGACGACGGCGACAGCAACGAGAACGUCAAAAAAGCAAUAGGUUUAUUGAGCAAAACAACUAGUUUGCACGUGCAUCACGCUUUUUUGUACAUUUCUUUGCCGACUUUACUGCACGACUACGACGUGAAAAUGCCUAGUUUCACGUUUUAUGGAGGACGUAAAACAAGCGACGACAAACUUUUCUUUCUAUUUCUAAACUUGAGUGCGCCCAAAGAAAUCAACUCCAGGGAAAUUGGCCUACAUUAGCUAUUUUCAGCGAAUUGAAAUAAACGCGACAAAGUUGGAAAAAACGCCAAUUCAUUUUUAAAAGUGACGUUUUCGCUGCCGUCACCUUUGUCGAUUCUAAAAGUCCCUAGUUUCAACCGUUGUGUAGGGUUUGUGUUGAACAUGUCGAAGAAGUGGCAAAGGAUUCUGCACUCUUUGUUCACGAUGAAAGACCUGAGCAGAUCUCUGUUGACAUCACAAGUUGAGGCAUCAUCCGAGGGUUAAAUCUCCCUGAUGCUGAUGUUGAUGAUAAUUAGGAUUAUGAUGAAGGCUUUGAAGAUGAAGACUAUGACCGAUUGCUAUGUUUAAUAUGUGGACAUUUAAGUGACCAGGUCUACAUUUAGCUUUAGGUAUCGAGUAUAUAAAAUAACGCACGGUCAACGGGAAAUAUUCGAUCAUUGUCCACAGGCCAUGAUCACUCGCUCUUAGUUCUACUUCCAAGAAGUUAUAUAUAAAAGGGAAGUUAAGUAUUAGCAUUACUUUUACAUUCUUCUCCUUGAGUCUCGUUUUGACAUCUCAGCGUCGUUUAUAAAGUAUUAGCCCUGUCGUUUAAACGCUUUUCCGUAGGUCAGUUUCUUCGUAUGUUAAGUGAUGUUUCGUUCAUAAAUUCGAGACCACUAAUGUCACCAGUUGUGCAGUUUAGUUUUGCCAUAUUUUAUCCCGCGAUUUUUCGCGCGUUACGCUUGUUUUAGCCUUAUCAUACUUUUAUUUUUCAACAAGCCGUAGUAACCUUAUGUUUAUGAUGCUUUUUCGUACAUUCAUCGUCCGCUUUUCUUCUUUCCGCUUCUGCGUGGGUUAAUUCAUUUGCAAUAUUAGUUUCACUUUUGUUUUCCGUAAGUUGUUUCGUUCUUACGUAUAACUAAAAUAAUGAGGAUUUACAAUUGAUUUUACAGCGCAUGUUAAUUCAUUUGCACCGUAUAAGAAUCGAUUGUCCUUUCAACUUUUUUAGCAUUUGUAAAGUAUCGUUGUGAUUUAACACUUCACUGCCUGGCCAGCAUGCGCCUUGUCUGCGUGAAGAUAACACUGCGCAGAUAACGUAACCGGUGCCAACCUGUCCUUUUUUUUUAGGCCUGGUGCUUACAUGUAUAUUCCCAUUUGGCGGCCACUAAAAAAACCCUCCAACGAGCCUUUACGUAAAGUAAUUUAACUAUUAUUUUAGUGUCUCAGAAUGCUGUAAUUUUCUUUAAUAAAGACGUGAUCAUCAUAAAACCGCUAAUGAUAGCUGUACUCUUGAUGAAGAUUGCUUUUUUGGGCCGGUAAUGCCUUUUCGAAAACGGUAAAAGCUGCACUUCAAAACCUUCUUGGGGGAGGGGGUGGGAAGGGGCUCCAUGACUGCUUGCGACUUCCCCGGCUACUAACAACCAAUACCCGGCAACUUGAAAUCUUAGUGACAACCCUGAACUAGAUGCAAGAAGAGAAGCUCAGCAAGCGCAACUUUAAGCGUGGAGCAAAUACUUUAACCUGAAAGAAGUCCUACAUGUAAAGCAAAGGUGUUCAUUUUCCUUUAAGUCUAAACUAAGCGGGUUCCGAGCGGGUCAUUUUAAUAUAACUGCAUGUCUUGUUUCCUGGGUGAUGUUUUUCACUCCAGAAAGAUUAUUCAAUUAGAGACUUCAGUCUUGGGGUUGUUUUUGUUUCAUAUGAUAUAAAUUAUAUAAAUACUUUAACUUCAGGUGCUUUUUGAGCUACAGGCCGAAGUAAAGCCAUUAACAGUAAAAAUGCCACCAUACCUCUGA
Porites lobata is the source of this 12649-nucleotide messenger RNA. Lineage: Eukaryota; Metazoa; Cnidaria; Anthozoa; Scleractinia; Poritidae. The record is from the annotation of a GenBank genome assembly.